Molecule: messenger RNA, 782 nt
Organism: Octodon degus (degu)
Lineage: Eukaryota; Metazoa; Chordata; Mammalia; Rodentia; Octodontidae
Product: 39S ribosomal protein L47, mitochondrial-like
Exons: 1
Biological process (GO): mitochondrial translation
Cellular component (GO): mitochondrial large ribosomal subunit; mitochondrial ribosome
Molecular function (GO): structural constituent of ribosome
Source: RefSeq, a predicted model, not a curated record
AAAUGGCUGCCGCCAGUUUGGCUCUGUUCUGUAGAAGAGUCUCAGCAGUUCUGAAGGCUUCUGUAUCAUUAAAAACUCCCAAGGCCCCCGCUAGCACAGGAUAUUCUCUUAGUUUGUUAUCUAAGAAUACACCAGAUGGCACAUCCUUUCAGCAGUGUAGAUUACUUCAUACUACAUUGUCAAGAAGAGGACUGGAAGAAUUUUUUGAUGACCCAAAGAAUUGGGGGCAAGAAAAAGUGAAAUCCAGAGCUGCAUGGACCUGUCAGCAAUUAAGGAACAAAAGUAAUGAAGAUUUACAUAAACUUUGGUACGUCUUACUAAAAGAAAGAAACAUGCUUCUAACUCUAGAACAGGAGGCCAAGCGGCAAGUAUUACCAAUGCCAAGUCCAGAACGGUUAGAAAAGGUAGUUGAGUCCAUGAAUGCAUUAGAUAAAGUUGUCCAGGAAAGAGAAGAUGCUUUAAGGCUUCUCCAGACUGGUCAAGAAAAAGCUCGACCUGGUGCUUGAAGAAGAGACAUCUUUGGAAGAAUCAUUUGGCACAAGUUCAAGCAGUGGCCUAUACCUUGGUAUCUAAAUAAAAGAUACAACAGGAAACGAUUCUUUGCAAUGCCUUAUGUGGACCAUUUUGUCAGACUGAAAAAUGAGAAACGGGCCUGCAUUAGAGCAAGAAAGAGGUGUCUGGAGAAAAAGAAACAGAAAAUUCUGCAAGAAAAGUUUCCACACCUUGCUGACACCCAGAAGUCAAAGCUUGGAUAAAAAAAGUCUAAAAUAUUAUUUUUGGUU